Molecule: messenger RNA, 1077 nt
Organism: Sodiomyces alkalinus F11
Lineage: Eukaryota; Fungi; Ascomycota; Sordariomycetes; Glomerellales; Plectosphaerellaceae
Exons: 7
Coding region: 1-1077 (358 amino acids)
Source: RefSeq, a predicted model, not a curated record
AUGACAGCUCCUGUACGAAAUAGGCACUCCGUAUUCACCUCCGUGCAACUACACCACGAGCAAGUUCUUCUGGAGGAGGACAAGGCUAUCCAAAGUCACCACAUCCCGCUGUUGAUUCCAUUUGUGGAAACGCUCCCAAAAAGCCUUCACCGUGCCGUAUUUCCUGGCCUCAACCAUGACACGACAUUCGAAUUUGCCGACCCAACAUGCUGGCCACUGGCAACCACCACAACUGAAUCCAGCGAGCCCCCAAACCCGCGUUCCCAGAAACAAGCACCCAGUGGACUGGUAUCCUUCCCGCCUUCACUGCACCCAUCUUUUUCACUCCAACGCAAGGGUGACGGCUCGCGAAUCGGGUGUCGCAGCGCCCAUGAGCUCUUGACAAUUCCAGACAUUGACGUGUCAUUGAAAAGCUCUUUUCGGCCACCCAUUUUCCUCGCUUCCACCCUGUGCUCUGUGCUCUGUCAGAUCAGCAUGAGCACGCAACCUGCAACGACGACUCUUCGUGUCCUCCUCUCCCCUCUUGUAUUCGGCUGCCUGCCUUUGUCCUGGGCGCCACAGGCAACUGCCGUGCAACAGAUAGUUGCCUUUUCCGGGACGGAACUUUCCAUCUAUGACCUUCAGGAGCCAGGCAGCUUCCUUGAGGAUUUUCUCGUGCAAGUUACCUGCCGGCCUUGCCGGAUCUUGGCCGCCUUGGUCAAGCAAGCCUUGACUUCACCGCCGCUUCACCGAGCCAAGAUGAACUCCCCCCUCGCGGGUUGGCACUUCCCGUCUAUCACGGGAAACCACAGACCCCGUUCAGUACAGAAUGUGUCGUCCCUCUCCGUCUAUGAAACGGACGAUGCGGCCUGGGGCUCAAAUCAUGGCCCGGACGGUACCGACCUAGCUCGGUCCGGAAAGCGACAGUCGGCAUUAUGGCUGAGCAACCUGCUGCUUGGCCUUGCAGGGACAACGACGGACGUACAGGCGGACGCUUUCUUCAGGCUUCCCCUCAUAACCCGUUGCCCUCGUCUCGUCUAUAUCAACAGCCAGUACACAUGCAACGAUGCAUUUUUCAUGGAUUCACGUUAUACUUGA